Ceraceosorus bombacis is the source of this 1176-nucleotide messenger RNA. The record is from the annotation of a GenBank genome assembly. NCBI's taxonomy places the organism in Eukaryota, Fungi, Basidiomycota, Exobasidiomycetes, Ceraceosorales, Ceraceosoraceae.
AUGCGUUUCUCCGCUGCGUUCGCAGCACUCGUCAUCUUUGUGGCUGUUGCUACUUUUGCUUUCGCAGAGCCGACGUCUGGGGUCGACUCCGUGGAGGUCAAAGUCGUUCGUCGAGCACCCAGCAUUCGGGUCGAAAACGACAAGGCAGCCAUUGAUGAGCCUCGCUUCCAGAAUGACGGACUUUCGGCAUCGCCUCUCGAACUCGCUCGUCGUCAACCCCACAGCGAAUCGGGGUCGAGUGCAAAGUCCAAGCCUCGCCUUCGUCUCUCUAAGCGCGCACAGGCGAAGCUUAACAAAAGAACCAAGAUGGCUGCCGCGACUGCCUAUUCAGCUCCUAUCGGCAAGCGCGCUUCGCAAAGUGGUCAUGAAGUUGUGACCGUGCUGGUUGCGCGCAAUGUACCCAUGGGACUCAUUCAUCAAGCUCUCAAGAUGAACAUGGAACGUCGCGAGGAUGCACCUUCCUCUGUAGGCGACGGAGGUGAAGCUUCCAUCGAGCGACGAGAGCUGUCCAUGCUGGACCCUCGCUGCUUCGGCAUGAGCGAUAAGGACGUGCUCCACCAUCCUUACGAGGAUCGCAAAUACAUCCGCUCACAGAUCAGAGCGUCCGAAAAAGCUGCGAAGAAGAUCGUCAAGGCUGCCAGUUGGAAAAGCGAGGCGCACAUGACCGAAGAUAGACGUCCCAGCAAUCGAAGCCUCCUUUCGCAGCUUUUUAGAUAUUUCUCUCCUCACAAGCGCAGUCUCGAAGAGGAAGAGGAGCAUCAACGAUCUCAAGAUCUCUCCAAGCGAGAGUUGUGUAGACGCGAUGACCCUACCUCGAUGCUCGAUCCGCGCUGCGGCUACGAUAGCGAUGCCGACUCGGACGACGGUCGCCGUAUCAGAAAGGUCGGCAAGUCCACCGCAUCCAUCAGAAAGGCUUGGAGCAGUGUGGAGGCUGGUGCCAACUACUUCCAUCUGGGUCAGAUCAGGCGCCCGCAUCUGGGAGGCAUCUGGAACAAGCUGACGAGGUACUUCAAGAUUCAUCGACGUGGACUGGACAAGCGCGAAGAGGAGCAGCACGAGCUGUUCCUGAGAGACUUUUGUAGACGAGACAUUUUGCGCGUCUCGAUGGAAAGAAGACAAGCUCGGGAGCUGGAACGUCGUCAAGUCCGAUCGGCGUCUGGCGGUGAUGUCGCUUGA